Molecule: messenger RNA, 6640 nt
Organism: Scleropages formosus (Asian bonytongue)
Lineage: Eukaryota; Metazoa; Chordata; Actinopteri; Osteoglossiformes; Osteoglossidae
Gene: atxn1b
Product: ataxin 1b
Exons: 2
Coding region: 858-3305 (815 amino acids)
Biological process (GO): negative regulation of transcription by RNA polymerase II; nervous system development
Cellular component (GO): nucleus
Molecular function (GO): protein binding; RNA binding
Source: RefSeq, a predicted model, not a curated record
UUCAUCUAAGAAUGUACUUUUAAUCUUUUAAGCUAUCAGUUUUGAUCGUUCUCACCCUUUUUUACCUUAGAAAACAUUGGCCAGUGUCUGGGUAGCAGAGAACUUUUAACCUGGUGGUAACUGUAUGCUGCUAGACCAUUCAUCUCGAUGCAAAGUUGUAAAUGGAGUCAAGUGCAGUGCUGUUGAUGGAUUAUUCAUGAAGUAAAUGCCGAGAGACCACAAUGUGCUCCUUAGGACACAAAAGGGGGUCAUACCACACUCUAAAUGCUGUGCUUACAGGCAUCAGUAAUGUAUACUAGCUGCAAGUAUGAGAGAAAGAUGCAACUUAUUACCAUCCUUACGCCAGGGCUCUCCAGCAGGUCCACCAACUCUCUUUACACUGUUCAAAGCUCAGAAAUAACAAUGAAAUGCAUUUAAUCAAGACAGUGGAGGAAAUCAGGUAGUUCGCCGUUUACUGAACGAAAACCUCCCCCCCAGUUCAGAUGUCACUCUAGUUCUAGAGGCUGAGUGUCCCUCUCAGUUCAGACCACCCUAAUGAAUGUGUGUUCUCCACCUUGCAGAUUUUUUUACUACAGACCUGGGCUCUUGUGGUCAGAGGGAGAUGAUUCCUCAUGAAGUCUGUGGACCACUCACCAACAGCAGGCGCUGCCUUCCGUUCUUCAGGCUGAGACCUGCGCCCAUUCGACGCUGAAAGGCGGUCACGCAGGCCACGAGCAAGUGGCCGCCCAGGAUCUCCUGAAGGCCUGGAGAGACCAAGAGACAGUGUGAGAGAGAGAGAGGGCGUGUGAGGAAGCGAGAACCAAAGAGAGAAAGAGGUGGGGAGAAAGGAGAGGAGAGUCGACUACAAGGAGCGAGACAUGAAGUCAAACCAGGAGCGCAGCAACGAAUGCCUGCCUCCCAAGAAGCGGGAGAUCCUGGCCAGCAACCUGGUGUCGGAGGAGAAGCCGGUAGUGGUGGUACCAGCCAAUGAGAGCCAGCGAGGGGAGCACCUGGGCUGGCUCGCCAAUGUGGCCGCUGGGCAGGGUGGCGGCGUGCAUACCAGCAUCCCUGCUGAUUCCGACAGCCCCUCGUAUAAGCCCCUCCCCAUGACCGCGGAACACUUUCCUUCUUCUUCGUCGUCCUCAUCAUCCCUGUCCAGGCUGCCUGCUUCUGGGACGGUGGUGACUCCCCUCCCAGCUGUCUACUCCUCGCCUUUCUCCCAGCAGGAUGGGACAAUCCAAUAUGCCCAGCUGCCCCCCAGCCUGCAGCUCGUAGGCCCUGCCUACACGGGACCCUACACCGGGUACAUUUCCUCACAGGUUGUCUCCCCCGUGGCUACGUUGGCCUCCACCACCUCAGCGCAGCACGCCCACCUGGAGGGUUACGCUGCAACCGUGAUCUCACAGACUUCUAGAACAGAGCAGCCCCAACAGCUGAGUGGCUCACUGGGAGUCCUGGGGUCUGGGGCUGCUUCUCCGCUUCCCCACUCUGUACACCCGACAAGCCAGUACAUCCAGGUUGCCACUUCCCCUCUAAACGUUACAGCCAGAGCAGUCUCCGCACCAACCACCCAUGUGCCCCUGCACCUCCAGCACAGCCCUGCUGUCAUCCCCCAUGCCCUCACCCUGGCCCCCUCACAGGUGGUGGUCCAGUACACAGAGGGGCCCACCACCAAGAAAGAGGAGGGACAGGCAGAGCUAUUGAACGGGGAGACAGAGAAGGGCCGGCACUGUGAUCUUCUGCCGGAGGCGAACCAGGCCAAGCAGAGCUUUGCAGUGAAAGGAGCUGCCAGCCAGCAGCACCACUAUGAGACCCAACAGGUCUUGCUCCCUGCAGACUACGCCAAGGACACAGCAGGGCUACGUGCUUCUCUGAUGCUGCUGCCCAACAGCCGCAGCAGCAGGUCCGAUGCAGAGACGGGGCCGAAUAAAUUGGCCUCCUCCAUAAGACACAGUGAAAAGAGUGGCCACAUCCUUGGGAAACCCAUUUCCCGUGCUUCCCCAUUUAGUUUCACCUCCCCGGAGGGUCCAAAGGUUCCAGUCGCUGCUCUCUCCCCUCGUACUGUCAUCCAGACCACCCAGAGUGCCACUGAGCAGGUCCCAGUGGGUCUCCCUGCCACCAGUUUCUACCCCGCCACCCAGCCGCCCAUCAUUGGCUACAUUGCAGGUGGCGGCCCCCCGACGCCACAGCCGCUCAGCUACCACCCUGGCCUUCCCCAACAGCUGCUCAUACCAGCAAGCCAACACCUGCUCAUCCCGGUCAGCAGCAGCGGGGCAGCCGAGCUGGAGCCAACCCCCUCAGCUGCCUCUACCCACCAGCCAUUAGCUGCCGCAGCUGUGCCUCAGGCUUAUGUCACUGCCACGCUCCCCAGAUGCGACCCUUUUGGUUCCAGCGAGCACCCGCCACCGGCCCCCUACCAUCACACGGGUGCCAUGGUGCAGACGGAGCUCCACCUGCCCGUCAUCUCCUCUGCUACCGCUGCCAGCGUGUUCACGUCACCGCUGCCCCCGCCUGCCUCACCUUUGUCUGCCACCUGUCCUUCGUUGCCCCCCUACUUCAUGAAAGGCUCCAUCAUACAGCUGGCAGACGGCAAGCUGAAGCGUGUCGAGGACCUCAAGACUGAGGACUUCAUCCAGAGUGCCGAGAUCAGCAGCGAGCUGAAGAUCGACUCCAGCACGGUGGAGAGAAUUGAGGGAAGCCAGACUCCCAACUCUGCCAUUAUUCAGUUUGCAGUUGGAGAGCACAAGGCACAGGUCAGCGUGGAGGUCCUCGUAGAGUACCCUUUCUUUGUGUUCGGCCAGGGCUGGUCUUCCUGCUCCCCGGAUAGGACCACCCAGCUGUUGGAGCUCUCAUGCGCCAAGCUGUCUGUGGGGGACGUCUGCAUCUCUCUCACCCUCAAGAACUCGAAGAACGGCUCCCUGAAGAGCUGCCAGACUCUGGAAGCUGCAGGAAACGGCAGCAACGGCCCUCUGCUGAAAUCCCCCAAGACGGACAGGCAGUGCCGGAGUGGGGGCAGCCACCCUGGGGGGCGGGAGAACGGAAAGGACCAGUGGGUGGGGAGAGCCGGUGGGCCUUCAGAAGCCACUAGCACACAGGCCAAUGGGGAGUUCACAUGCAAGGAGAAGAACAUCUUGUUGCCAGAAUCACCCUCAGCAGAGCCAGGUGGGAAUCACAAAGUGGCAGGCAGGAAGAGGAGGUGGUCUGCGCCAGAGGGGCGCAAAGUGGAGAGAAUCGCCAAGGAACCCACGUUGACUUUACCCAAACCCUCUUUUGUCUCUCAGGAGGUUAAAAAUUGUAUUGAAGGCAGAUCAAUUAUAGGUAAAUGAAUGCUAAAAGCACUAUUUUACAAUAGGGGAAGAGAAAAAUAUCCUUAAACCUUCUUUUCUUUAUAGGUUGGUUUCCAGCAAUCCAGAUUACUGUACUGUAGGCUAAAUGUCUGUUAGGAUUUACAUUUUAUUAAUUUUCCUUUAUUUUAAUUUAAAACUUUGGGGUAGUUGCAUUUGGAAGCACAUGGCUACAUUGAUCCAGAUAUUUGUUAGACAAAGAAGCAAAUAGGACUUGGGUGUACCAUAUGAAGUACAUAAUCCCCAAACAAAAUAACACAUAUUUAGCAUUUUGACGUGUUCUAAAGAGUAAAAGGAAAAAACUAAUUAGGCAAAGGUCUUAAUCAGACUGUCCUUAAAAGGUACCGACAAAGCUGGUCAAAUUAGGUCCGGUGAGUUAAGAAUUGCUAGUGGGAACUUUUCUAUGAGACAGAUGCAGAGCAGGCUGUUCUGCUUGAGGUGUCUAUGAUUCAGAGCUGUACUCUAUAAUCUCAGCAAUUCACUGCUUUGUGUGGAUUGGCAGAAUGAAAUUUCUUUUGUACCGUUUGUUUUCCUGACAACCAGGCUGUGGGUGGGAGUUCGCAAGACAUCGGUCGUUCCGUUGUAAAGCCUAGCCCUUUUACAUGAGUUAUGUACGCUUCAGUCCAGUGCAGCUCUCACUGUCUGCGCUUCUUUGCGUCACCCCAACUGUAAGGAGAGACAGUCGAGACCUAAUGUUCUGCUCCAGUACAGGAAGUGCUAUGACCGACCGAACCUGAGGACACUUUACUCGAGCCUUGGAGGCUACAAAACAGACAUAGCCUUCAUAAUGGUCCCAUAAGCCAUGAUGCUUUCAUACCCUUUGUGGAUUACCCAAAGAUACAGAGUUAGCUGUUGAGUUAGAAUUCCGUUUAAGAUACAUUAUAAAGAUGUGCAAGCAGUGGACAAAAAUGGAAGCACCUUUAGAUCAUAAGGAUAUACAGUAUGGUGGCCUUCAUCUGGAGAUGUCGCACGAGAAUGAUGUUCUUGACUGUAGGGGAAAGCCGCGAUGAGCACCUUGUCUCCAGUGGUCUGCAGGUCCUGUGGUCUUCUGGGGUUUGUUGUCUGGUGCUUUGAAUGCUUUGUCUGUGGGCCAGAGAGUUAUGAUGUCCUAGAGGCUUGUACUGUUGGAACAGGCAGUGGAACCUCUAAGGCUUGCAGAUAUGUGUGUUUGUGUAUAUGUGUGUCUGACCGUAGAAAAACAGUGAAAGAUGACCUUUUGGACCAUAUUGCAUUCUUCCAGUACAGGGCAGUGACCUCCUUAUGCUUCUCCCACCAUCAGGCCUGUGAGCUGCCAGGGGUUAGAAGUGACUUGUACUCAGAACAUUGAGCUGUAGCAAAACUGUAAAGUUUUGCUGCAGGCAGAAUAGUCACAGCCCACGUUCCAUCAUCUGCUGUCACCGCAACAUGCAGGUGUAACAUCUCUUAAUGCAGGACUUGCUAUCUAUUUAUAUGGUAAGAGGAAUGUAAGGGCUGAUUAAGCUGUUUCGUGUGUUCAAACUGCCCACACAGUCAAAUAUUUCUGCUUUUGUCCACUUUCCAUCCGUGGCCUUAACAUACUGUGUGUGUUUUUGGCUGACACAUCUAUGUGUUAUAAAAAGUUUAAUAUUUUGGCAAAAUUUAAAAAAAAAAAAAAAAAAAAAAACAGUGAUUUAAACUCAAAAUGUAGUUUUUAAAGUUAGUGGAAUGGCAAUAAAUACCCCUCCUCCCCCACUCAAAGCAUUGCUUAAUAGCAGCUCCAUAUCUGCUCUUUAUAGACUGAGAUUAUUAAUGCAGAAUUAGUUGGCAUCUUUAAAGGCUCAUCUGUUUAAAUAGUGUUUUUCUGUUAAUAGCCAGCAUUUGCCCAAAAAUGUAAUGCACAUUUUGGAUGCUGGAGAGAAGGAAUAGACAGGGUUUUGAUUACAGGCAAAGUUUCCAUGAUGUAUUCACAUACAGCAGAUGCAAGCUCAGGUAGAACAUUUCCAUGCCAUUCAUCUUCAUUCAACAACUUCUCUGUGCUCACAUGAACACUGACUCUUUUUUCAAAAUACACAACACACACGCAUAAGAGCUAUGGAAACCAUAAUCUACCCUGUGUCGCUCCUGCACUGAACUGGUUGUCUCAUGUUUGUGUAGCAGACCGUCUUUGUCAGACUCUGGUCAUUUCUUAGAUUUACUUUACUUGUUCAGCAGCGAAUUCUUGGGACGGGUAGCCUCUCGUGGCACUCCGACUCUUCGAGUUCGCAGACCUCCUACUGGAGGUCGUGUCCAGGAUUAUUACUGGUAGUACCAUGGGCUUCAUCUUGAUAUGACUGGACUGAGGAAGGAUGUCAUUACAUACAAACCUUUUUUUAACGGCAACUCUUGAAGAAAGAACAAAGUUGCAUCACAGAAUUAGAAAAUGGGAGUAAGUCAGUACUAUCUGGCAAGUAAUAUUAUGAUCAUGUCUCAAUACUCAGCAAUACUGUACUGAUUUUAUUCUUUGAUGGACCAGUAUACUCUUUUUAUUGGCCAUCCUGUAAGCGUUCUCUAAACUGAAUUCACAUGAAGGUUUGGGAACAACACAGAGCAAGAGCACGAUCCCAAAGAGAAAGUACUCUUCGCCUGUCACUUUUCUCACACUGAAGCACUUGUAGGAGCAGUAGGACCUAAGACAGAGGAGAUGAGAAAAAUGACAGGUUACAGAGCUGUAGUCAUCUUUUUUUUUUUUUUUGAUGGGACUCUCAAGAUGCCCCGUGGAUAUCAUGCCUUAGGGUUCGUUUUGGAGAAAAUAGGUGUAAGAUAUAAGGGAAAGGAGAUUUUUCUGGGUGUCAUCAGAAGUUCUGACCACGUAGGUGCCUGUCAUCCUCAAAAAUGUGUGUAUGUACAUGUGUAUGGAUUUCUACAUAUUAACACGUGCUUUUGUGCAUGUUUUAUGCGUAAUGUAUUUUGAAUGUGUGUGGAUGCAUUUAACACACACACACACGCGCACACACAAGCAUAUCAGUUCGACACAACACUGAAACGACUCACUUUUGUGACGUGAACCAGAGCUGGUGUGAUUUCAGUGUUCUGUAGCAUGUAUUCCGCGUAUACGUGUGUAUUAUUUAUGUGUGCUUGUGUAUGUGUGUAAGUGCACAAAUACUCACAGGCUCAUACGUUGUGUACAUAAUGAAAAUGUCUAGUGUGUUCUGUUUUAAGAAUUAUACUUAAAACAAUUUUGCGAUUUGCACAUACAGAGAGUUAACGACUUGAGCAUUGUUUUUUUUUUUUUUUUUUUUUCAUAUUGGGAAUUUACGGGAAGCCAGAAUCCCUUCAAUGAGAUGUAGCAGUUUCCAGUGUUUAAUAACGCCCCCCCCCCC